Messenger RNA from Elephantulus edwardii (Cape elephant shrew), 2664 nucleotides. RefSeq names its product oxysterol binding protein-like 5 (gene OSBPL5). Gene Ontology annotation, molecular function: sterol binding. Gene Ontology annotation, biological process: phospholipid transport. The record is from RefSeq and is a predicted model, not a curated record. The transcript has 21 exons. The coding region runs from base 1 to 2664 and encodes 887 amino acids. NCBI's taxonomy places the organism in Eukaryota, Metazoa, Chordata, Mammalia, Macroscelidea, Macroscelididae. Gene Ontology annotation, cellular component: cytosol; intracellular membrane-bounded organelle; membrane.
AUGAAGGAGGAGGCCUUCCUCAGGCGCCGCUUCUCGCUCUGCCCGCCCUCCUCCACCCCCCAGAAAGUCGACCCGCGGAAGCUCACCCGGAACCUGCUCGUUGGGGGAGAAAAUGAGCUCUACACCCUUGGCCCAGGGAAGGACAUGGAGCCCAAUGGACUGGUACUGCCGAGGGACGAAGGACCACCAACGCCAGGCUCUGCCACCAAGGUGCCACCGGCGGAGUACAGACUGUGCAAUGGAUCUGACAGGGAGAGUGUGUCCCCCACAGCCAAGGUCACCAAGAAGGAAACGCUCAAGGCCCAGAAGGAGAACUACCGUCAGGAGAAGAAGCGGGCCACAAGGCAGCUGUUCAGUGCGCUGACAGACCCCAGCGUGGUCAUCAUGGCGGACAGCCUGAAGAUCCGGGGGACCCUGAAGAGCUGGACGAAGCUGUGGUGUGUGCUGCGGCCGGGCGCGCUGCUUAUCUACAAGACGCCAUCGGUGGCGCAGUGGGUGGGCACGGUGCUGCUACAUUGCUGUCAGCUCAUCGAGCGCCCCACCAAGAAGGACGGCUUCUGCUUCAAGCUCUUCCACCCGCUGGACCAGUCCGUGUGGGCUGUGAAGGGCCCCAAAGGUGAGACUGUGGGCUCCAUCACACAGCCCCUCCCCAGCAGCUACCUGAUCUUCAGGGCUGCCUCUGAGUCAGACGGCCGCUGCUGGCUGGAUGCCCUGGAGCUGGCCGUGCGCUGCUCCAGCCUCCUGCGGCUCAGUGCCUGCAGGCAGGGCUCCGAUGGAGAGCCGGGGUCCUCGCCGGACACGUACCCCUCUUCGCUGUACAGACUGCCCGGCUCGGCUGAUGUCCAUGCUGACCAGGACCUGUUCCCACUGAAUGGGCCGUCACUGGCUAACCACCUGGAGAAUGACGCCUUUUCAGACAAGUCAGAGAAGGACAACGCCGAAGAGUCAGACGACGAGACACAGGACCACAGCCGCAAGACCCCAGAGAGUGGCAGUGACCGCUCAGAGCCACAGGGCAGCCCGGUGCGGAGGGGGACCACGUACAUGGAGCAGACCUCCGAGGAACUGGGGGAGCUCGGCGAGGCGUCCCAAGUGGAGACAGUGUCUGAGGAGAACCGCAGUCUGAUGUGGGUGCUGCUGCGGCAGCUGCGGCCGGGCAUGGACCUGUCCCGCGUGGUGCUGCCCACGUUCGUGCUGGAGCCCCGCUCCUUCCUCAGCAAGCUGUCUGACCACUACUACCAUGCCGACCUGCUCUCCAGGGCCGCACUGGAGGAAACCGCCUACAGCCGCUUCAAGCACGUGUUGCGCUGGUACCUGUCUGGUUUCUACAAGAAGCCCAAGGGGAUCAAGAAGCCCUACAACCCCGUGCUCGGGGAGACCUUCCGCUGCCGCUGGUUCCACCCCCAGACAGACAGCCACACCUUCUACAUCGCCGAGCAGGUUUCCCACCACCCACCCGUGUCCGCCUUCCACAUCAGCAACCGCAAGGACGGCUUCUGUAUCAGUGGCAGUAUCACGGCCAAGUCCAAGUUCUAUGGGAACUCACUGUCAGCACUGCUGGAGGGCCAAGCCACGCUCACCUUUCUGAACAGAGAGGAGAAGUACACCAUCACCAUGCCGUACGCGCACUGCAAAGGAAUUCUCUAUGGCACCAUGACCAUGGAGCUGGGUGGCAAAGUGACCGUCGAGUGUGAGAAGAACCACCUCCAAGCUGAGCUGGAGUUCAAGCUCAAGCCUUUCUUCGGGGGCAGUACGAGCAUCAACCAGAUCUCGGGGAGGAUCACCGCCGGGGAGGACGUGCUGGCCAGGCUCUCCGGGCACUGGGACCGAGAAGUCUUCAUCAAGGAAGAGGGGUUUGGGAGUGCAGAGCUCUUCUGGAACCCAUCGGGGGAGGUGCGCGCCCAGAGGCUGAAGCGACACGUGGUUCCCUUGGAGGAGCAGACUGAGCUGGAGUCCGAGCGACUCUGGCUGCACGUCAGCAGGGCCAUCGGUGAGGGAGACCAGCACAAGGCCACGCAGGAGAAGUUCAUCCUGGAAGAGGCUCAGCGGGGCCGGGCCCUGGAGCGCCAGCAGACCCUCACGCCCUGGACCCCGAGGCUGUUCCGGCUGGACCCUGCCACCCAGGAAUGGCGCUACCGACAUGAGGACCACAGCCCCUGGGACCCCGUGAAGGACAUCGAGCAGUUCGAACAAGAUGGAAUUCUCCACACCCUGAGGAGGACAGCCACGGCCCACCUCACGCCCUUCCUGUGCAGCCCAGGGGCCAGGCACAAGGGGCCAGGCCCCGACCGCCGGCUCCGCAAGGCCAGCGACCAGCCGUCCGGCCACAGCCAGACCACCGAGAGCAGCGGCUCCACGCCCGAGUCCUGCCCCGAACUCUCAGACGAGGAGGAGGAGGAGAAGGACGGCCAGUCUGCUCCCGGCAUAGGGAGCCCAUGUCCACGGUGCAGGAAGGAGGCCCGACGGCUGCAGGCACUACACGAGGCUGUACUGUCCGUCCGGGAGGCCCAGCAGGAACUGCACAGGCACCUCUCGGCCAUGCUGAGCUGCACCCGUCGGGCCUCCCCUCCGUCAGCCCCCGCCGUCCUGCAGAGUCCCCGCUCCUGGGUCCUGCUCUGCGUCCUCCUGGCCUGUCAGCUGCUCAUCAACACCGUCCUCAAAUGA